CACCCCCACCUCCCUUCGCACUACCAUAUUUGACAGAAACAUGAGCUUCAGGAGGGGUUUAUAUCUUAACAGAAAGCAAACCUCUAAACAAAGAAACAACUGAGUGCAGACUGUACACGGAAACUUUCUUCAAGCAGAAUUUGACACAAAAUGGACACCAAAAGUGUGAUGACUGAGGCGCUUGAGGAUCUUGUGGAUAGAGAGCUCAAACAAUUCAUCUGGCAGCUGUGCAAUGAGGUCACACCAGACAUUGAGCCGAUUUCUAAAGCAAAGCUUCAGACUUCUGAUCGUGAGGAUGUGGUGGACUGCAUGGUAAAGCAGUACCCCGAUGAUGCUGGGAAGAUCACAGUCCAAGUGCUGCGCAACAUGAAACAAAACGAUCUUGCAAAGCGCCUUGAAUCCAAACUUAAGAAAGUUCAGCAGCAAGACACAAGAGAUGGUCCUGAGCCUAUGGAGCUGAAGCCCAUCCAGGCUGACUGGCACAGACCACACAGCAUUACCACAUGCAGCCAGCAAUUUAAGCACACACUUCUUAAACAAGAGGGAAAUGAUGUUUAUAUACCAACGAGCAGGUCUCAGAGGAAAGGCUCAGCUCUCCUGAUCACCAACAUUAAAUUUGACUAUUAAGUGAACAACAGGAACGGGGCAGAGAUAGACGAGGCGAACAUGGACUGGCUGCUGACAGCUUUGGGUUACAGUGUUGAGAAACACAGAAAUCUCUCUGGAAAUGCAAUAAAGAGAGCAGUCGAGGACUUCUCUAAACGUUAUGAACAUAAAGACUCGGACAGCAGCUUUGUGGUUAUCAUGUCCCAUGGGAACAGAAUCCAAAAUAAAGAUGCUGUUUUAGGUGUCCAUUAUCACAAAGAUCAACACCCCACUGAUUACUUCUUUGUUGAGGACAUCUUCACCGAUCUGAACUCAGAGAAUUGUCCCGCUCUGAUUGAUAAACCGAAGGUUAUUCUCAUUCAGGCCUGCAGAGGAGCACAUGAAGGAGGUGUGUAUGCUCAUGACAGUGUGCCUGAAUCAGACUCCUGGGCUCACAGGGAGAAAGACUUUGUCUGCUUUAUGUCCACCCUCCCUGGAGCCUAUGCGUACAGGAGUCCUGUCGAUGGAAGUUAUUUCAUCAGCUACAUAGUGGAUGAGUUCAGUAAGAGCGCUCAUAAAUAUGACGUUAUGGAGUUGUUCAGGAAGGUCACCUCACGUAUGGCGAAAGACCCACAAUUUACACGCAUGCAAAAAUUACUGCCGUGUUUUGAGAGGACAACCCUUGUAAAGAAAUUUUACCUGUUCCCUGGGCUCUAAUGAUGUUUAGAGACAAAUCACUACUGGUGAAGAGGGUAGAAACAUCGG
Molecule: messenger RNA, 1350 nt
Organism: Cyprinus carpio (common carp)
Lineage: Eukaryota; Metazoa; Chordata; Actinopteri; Cypriniformes; Cyprinidae
Product: caspase b-like
Biological process (GO): proteolysis
Molecular function (GO): cysteine-type endopeptidase activity
Source: RefSeq, a predicted model, not a curated record